AUGACCAAAGCCCCUUUCUCUGUGGAGUGGUUGUCCCAGAGCAGCCAGGCCCUCAAGAGCCCCGCCGAGGGCUCGCCGCACCGAGCAUCCCCUGCAGGCCACCGGCCCGGCUCCGGCUCCAGCCCCGGCUUGAGGGAGCGGGACGAGGAGCAGCCCGCCGGGCCGCGGGCCGGGAGGGGCGACAGGAGCGGGGAGCACUUGUCGACCCCCCCCGCUGCAGGUAACCGCGGGGCCCGCGGCCGUCGGGGCACCCUGCGAGGAGGAGGAGGAGGAGGAGGGCGGAGGCGAGGGCGCGGUUCCCCCGCCACCCUCAGGGCGCCGGCGAAGGAGGCGGGCGGGCACCCCCGAGGUUCCCGGCCCUGGGUGACCCUUGUCUCCCCUUCCCCAGGAGCAGGCGGGCGGCCGUGGGGAGCGGGGCAGUCCCCGCCGGAGGGGGGUCCCGAGUGCUCGAGCCCCGAGGACCCCGGCGGCCGCGGCGGGCGGCGGCUGCGCACGGCCUUCAGCGCCGAGCAGAUCAGCACCCUGGAGAGCUCCUUCCAGCGGCAGCAGUACCUGGGGGCCGCCGAGCGCCGCAAGCUGGCGGGCAGGAUGCGGCUCUCGGAGGUGCAGAUCAAGACCUGGUUUCAGAACCGCCGGAUGAAGCUCAAGCGGCAGCUGCAGGAGCUGAGGACGGAGCCGUUCUGCAGCCCCCCCCUCCCUUACGGACCUCAGGGCGGCGUUGUGCCCUUGCCGCUCACCUACGUGGCCCGGCCGCCGCCUCUGCCCCGGCAAGGGGCCGCCGCUACGGGCUUCGCCUUGGCGGCGCUGCCGGCGCCCAGCCUGGACCUCAGCAGCGCCUGCAGGGCGCGGCCUGUGGGCUUCUGGGCGGCACCCUGCUUCGUGGGGUACAGGGACCCCAGAGCUUUCUUGCUGGGUGUCUGA
Molecule: messenger RNA, 921 nt
Organism: Falco peregrinus (peregrine falcon)
Lineage: Eukaryota; Metazoa; Chordata; Aves; Falconiformes; Falconidae
Product: homeobox protein HMX1-like
Biological process (GO): regulation of transcription by RNA polymerase II
Molecular function (GO): DNA-binding transcription factor activity, RNA polymerase II-specific; RNA polymerase II cis-regulatory region sequence-specific DNA binding
Source: RefSeq, a predicted model, not a curated record